Molecule: messenger RNA, 529 nt
Organism: Filobasidium floriforme
Lineage: Eukaryota; Fungi; Basidiomycota; Tremellomycetes; Filobasidiales; Filobasidiaceae
Exons: 3
Coding region: 59-343 (94 amino acids)
Source: RefSeq, a predicted model, not a curated record
CACCACGCAUCAGCAUACCAACCAAUCCAAGCUCUAUAAUACCUUGCCAACCAUAAUAAUGUCGUCGACUUACAACCACCCUCAGCCGGUCGACCUCGGCGGCAACGUCCAGACCGACGCUUCGGCAACAACGAUCAAGCCCGUCGAAGGCGCUCCUCAGGACGCUACUCAUGCGCCGAUGACCGUCAUCGUCGAUCCUAAUGCCAAACCCGAGAAGAUGAGCUUCAAGGAACAGAUGAGGGGAUACGCCAAGAUCUACGCCGGCAAAGCCUUCGGGAACAUGGACGAGGUCGCCCUCGGAAAGGCUCAGUUGGCCGAUCAGCUGCCCGACAGGAAGCUCUAGAAGUUUGUUAUUCGAUGGCUAGAGAGACUCGACCGAGCGAAGGCCGAGUUCGAGUCGAACCAUGUAUCCAUAUCACAAAUAAUUCACCUCGAGAUGACGAAACAAACGAAACACACAAGCUCGUAAUAUGUAUAAAGUGACAGCGCUACAAACAAUGUGAAAUGACAUAGGAGCGAUACAUGAUUC